Molecule: messenger RNA, 2122 nt
Organism: Manduca sexta (tobacco hornworm)
Lineage: Eukaryota; Metazoa; Arthropoda; Insecta; Lepidoptera; Sphingidae
Exons: 4
Coding region: 236-808 (190 amino acids)
Source: RefSeq, a predicted model, not a curated record
AAAAAACAACAGUUAAAAUGUAAACGGUAAUUUCAUUUUUAUUUUGUGCCACCUGUGUGUACAUUCAGUUUCCUAUUAUUUGUUGGUGAUUUUCAAUUAUGUUAUUUGCUUGUUACAAUACAACUACGAAUAUAGUUAAAAUGCACUCAGUGUAGUGAAGUUUGUGUAGGGUUGGACGAAAUCAUUAUCAUUGUGGCAGCUAGUAGAAUAGUUUAUUUGGACCUACCAACUGGUCAUGAAGGACACGUACACGAUAAUCGCGGUGGGCACGCUGGGCGGCGCGUGCCUGGUGCUGCUAGUGCUAGUGGUGGUGCUGUUCGUGCAGGUCGCCAGCCUCAAGAAGAAGGUCAACGAGAUGCAGGCCACCGGCAGGAUGCGGGUCCAAAAGCUGAAGAUGAACCCAGACAAGAACCACGCGUUCCACAACCCCGCCCUGGUGCCUGAGGAGGAACUGUCGCGUCGAGGGUACUCCAUGUACAUGGGCAGCGAACCGGACCUCGACAUCGCCAGGCCUUCCGAGCGGCAGACGGGUGGGCAGUUCGUAGAGGAGUUGACGCGAGAGCUCGACCACCGCCACCAGCGCCAGGAGCUCGACAACAGGAACCACCGGGACCUGGACAGCAGGAACUACCGCCACGAUAUGGACAACAGGAAUUAUCGACAGGAUGUAGACAAACACCACCGCCAGACCACAGCCCCUCCCUUCCUUCUACAGAGCAUAGAAGAGAACAAGAAGAAGACGAGGAAUAUGUUCAAUCCUGUCUCCAACGGGCGGCAGAGUGACACCAAUCCAAACUUCAUUUAUUGAUGAAGUUAAAGGGAGUCCCAAAUGUGCAGUCGAGGAUGCAUUACAGAAUCACUUUGAUACCUAACAUUUUUGAGGUUCUUCUAAGGUCAUCUAACACCACCAUUUCCCGGUUUGGUCUUUUUGGUUCAAUUUUAGGUAAAUGACUUUAUUUUUAAUAUCAUAUGAAUUGGAACAAAUAGGAUUAGACCACCGCUUGUUUUGGUUUAUUGGAUAAAUAAUAUUUUUUAUCGCAGUUUUGUGGAACUAAUUUGUUGCUAAACAAAAGGGUUAGGCGUCUGCAGUUGAUAUUGUGUGGACGACGAUAAUAAUGGAUGUUUAACAUUUCUUUGGGAAAUAGUUACCAAUAAGGUAAGGUUUUUGAUUUUGCAUGAUAAAUUAAUUAAUUUAUUAUUUAUUUUAUGGUUGAUACUUGGUGUAACUUUACCCAAACACAUAAACAAAAUACCAUCACAUACCUACUUUUAACUUUAAGUACAAUUCCACAGAACGUGAAAAAUAUUUAUAGGAAAAAUAUAAGGAACUAAAAACGCUCUAUAAAUAAUACAAGAGCCACUAAUACAUCUUGAUAUUGCUUACGAGAUUCUAGACAACGCUAGAAUUUUCUAGAAUUCUUUAGAAUCUUGUAUGGCAGAUAUUGUCGAAUAAUUAUUCGGUAAAAUGAUAUUAAAAGCAAACAGACGACAUAUUAAUUCAAGUCAAAUAAAAGUUUAGAAUGGUUUUUGUUUCGCAAUUCACAGUUCUUUUGCAGUCAAUAGCAAUUCUUAUACAUUUAAAUAAUCAAACAUUUCUCAAUUGUGUUUAGUCGGAUUUGGAUUCAGUCGAAGUUGCUUUUAUGACACAAAUUAUUGGAUUGUUUCUUAUUUAAUAGAUUGUUUUAUUCAAGUAGACUGACAUUUUACAUUUCUUUAAAUUCGGGUUUUACUUAUUUAUUUACCUUUUGUUUCUAUAUAUUUUUAUACCUUAAAAUUAUUACCUAUUUAUGUGACAUGAGGACGCUAAUUGUCUUUUAAAUAUGUGAUAAUUUUGCUUUGCUGUAAAUUCCAUAUAAUAACUCUUAAAGUUAAAUAAAUAUUCCAUUUCAACUUCUUUUUAGUUUAUCUUUCUUUUUGUUUUUCGAAGAAACAAUCCAUGCUGGUAUAUGGAUAGGUUGCAUCCUGUCGUAAUUAUGAUACGUAUUAAUUUUAGCAUAAGGGUGAAAAUGCGGUAAGCGUCUUCUUUUCUAAUUUUCUUCUGAGAAAAUUAGUUUUUAAAGACGAUCAUUUUGUAUAAUAUUUAAUUUUAAUAUACAUUAUAAAUAAAUUAAUUUAAAUACUU